AUGGGUAGCAAGAAACUAAGACGAGUGGGUUUAUCACAAGAGCUGUGUGACCGUCUGAACAGACAUCAGAUCGUUACCUGUCAGGACUUUCUAUGUCUUUCCCCACUGGAGCUUAUGAAGAUGACUGGCCUUAGUUAUCAAGGUGUCCAUGAACUUCUGUGUGUGGUUAGCAGGGCCUGUGCACCACAGAUGCAAACGGCUUAUGAGAUAAAGACACAGAGGUGUGCUGCUCACUCAUCAGCAUUUUUGUCUACAACCCUGUCUGCUUUGGAUGAAGCCCUGCAUGGUGGUGUAGCUUGUGGAUCCCUCACAGAGAUUACAGGUCCCCCAGGUUGUGGAAAAACUCAGUUUUGUAUAAUGAUGAGCAUUGUGGCUACAUUACCUACCAACAUGGGAGGAUUAGAAGGAGCUGUUGUGUACAUUGACACAGAAUCAGCAUUUAGUGCUGAAAGACUAGUUGAGAUAGCAGAAUCUCGUUUUCCCAGAUAUUUUGACACUGAAGAAAAACUACUUUUGACAAGCAGUAAAGUUCAUCUUUAUCGGGAACUCAGCUGUGAUGAAGUUCUACAAAGGAUUGAAUCCUUGGAAGAAGAAAUUAUUUCAAAAGGAGUUAAACUUGUGAUUAUUGACUCUGUUGCGUCUGUGGUAAGAAAGGAGUUUGAUACACAGCUUCAGGGCAACCUGAGAGAAAGGAACAAGUUCUUGGCAAGAGAAGCAGCCUCUUUGAAGUAUUUGGCUGAGGAAUUUUCAAUCCCAGGUCUGCUUUUGGCAGAAGAGAUUGCGAUUCAUGGCUUCACCUCUUUGGAGCUCCUGUGCAAGUCCUUGGCGUUCAUUCUGGCUGGACUAGCCCCGUCAUAUGCCCACAGGGGCAGCAGGGUUUGUGGUUCCUGCCGGACCCUAGUGGCACAUUCCGCUCCUUCUGAUGGGGAUGCAGCUUCCUCCCCAAAACACAGGGUCUGA
This is a messenger RNA of Rangifer tarandus platyrhynchus (Svalbard reindeer), 960 nucleotides long. The record is from the annotation of a GenBank genome assembly. NCBI's taxonomy places the organism in Eukaryota, Metazoa, Chordata, Mammalia, Artiodactyla, Cervidae.